Ceratitis capitata (Mediterranean fruit fly) is the source of this 1546-nucleotide messenger RNA. It is a transcript of the gene TSG101, whose product is annotated as tumor susceptibility gene 101 protein. Gene Ontology annotation, biological process: endosome to lysosome transport; protein modification process; protein transport. The record is from RefSeq and is a predicted model, not a curated record. The coding region runs from base 163 to 1383 and encodes 406 amino acids. Lineage: Eukaryota; Metazoa; Arthropoda; Insecta; Diptera; Tephritidae. The transcript is spliced from 9 exons. Gene Ontology annotation, cellular component: ESCRT I complex. Gene Ontology annotation, molecular function: ubiquitin binding.
GAGUUGAAGAACUACGAUAAGCUAAAACUUGUGUGAUGGCAACAUUAAAAAUAUAGUUAAAAGGAAAAUAAUGUGUCAUUUGUGAAUUAAGUCAUAAUUUUCAAUAAGAAAAGGAAACUUCUUAGGCGUAGAAUUUAAUCUCAAGUUUUAAAAUAAUCGAAAAUGAUCCCUGCAGCAGAUGAAGCUCAAAUUUCGAAGCUGUUAACCAAAUAUAAAAAUAUUAACGCCACAAAGAAAGAUGUUAUUGACGUUGUUUCCACUUAUCGGUCCCUAGGAUAUAGUUUGCAAAAAUUUGUUUUCAACGAUGGCACCACAAAAGAACUAUUUAAUUUAGCUGGAACCAUACCUGUCGUGUAUAAAAAUAAUACUUACUACAUUCCCAUUUGCAUUUGGCUAAUGGACACUCAUCCUCAUAAUGCGCCUAUGUGUUUUGUCAAGCCAACACCAACAAUGCAUAUUAAAGUGUCAAUGUAUGUGGACCACAAUGGAAAAAUUUAUUUGCCAUACCUUCAUGACUGGCAACCGCACACGUCUGAUUUACUUUCUCUAAUUCAAGUUAUGAUAUUGACGUUUGGGGAUCACCCACCGGUAUUUUCAAAACCGAGAGAUCCGCUAUCAUAUUCCCAGGCUGCAUUUCCCAUAGCUGGAGGUGGAGGUUAUCUCCCUUAUCCUUCUGCUAACGCAGGUACUAGCGGAUCGAUUCCACCUUAUCCACCAGUAAAUAGCUUUGGACCAUAUGCAUCUUAUUCUACAGGGAGCAAUUCGACUGUUGCAAACGCCAGUGCCGUGCCAGGAAGUUAUCCCCCGUAUAUGAAUUUCCCACAAGUUCCUGGCUAUAAUUCAUGCUAUAAUUCUUCAACACCAAGUUCGACUGGAACAAUAACAGAGGAACAUAUUAAAGCAUCACUUAUUAGUGCAGUAGAAGACAAAUUACGACGUCGUCUUCAAGAAAAAGUAAACCAAUACCAAGCAGAAAUUGAAACCCUGAAUCGUACCAAACAGGAAUUGGUAGAGGGAAGCUUAAAAAUCGAUAAUGUUAUUUCACGGCUUAACAGAGAAGAAAUGGAACUUGAAAAAAAUGUCAGUAUCUUGCGCGAUAAAGAACAAGAGCUUGUGAAAUGUUUAGAAGCUUUUGAGAACAAUAAAGGUAUCGAUCCAGAUGAGGCUGUUACCACAACAGCGCCAAUAUAUAGGCAAUUACUAAAUGCAUAUGCUGAAGAAGCGGCUCUUGAGGAUGCAAUAUACUAUAUGGGUGAGGCCUUGCGAAGCAAUGUUAUUGACUUAGAAACAUUCUUGAAACAUGUACGUCAAUUAUCACGCAAGCAAUUCAUGCUUCGCGGUAUAAUGCAGAAGUGUAGGCAAAAAGCUGGACUCGCUGGCUAGAUAUUUACAAAUUACAAUAGGAACGAAAUAAGAUUAUUAAAGUAAAACGUCUUGAAAUCACACGAGCUAAUAAAUAGUUAUAUAUUAUACUAAGUUAUUUGUUUAAUGUUUAAAUAAAUAUCAACAAUGUUCCAGAAAAGUAGUGGAAUGGAAAUUAAAUGAA